Molecule: messenger RNA, 1853 nt
Organism: Trematosphaeria pertusa
Lineage: Eukaryota; Fungi; Ascomycota; Dothideomycetes; Pleosporales; Trematosphaeriaceae
Product: cyclin-dependent protein kinase-like protein Ssn3
Exons: 2
Coding region: 455-1657 (400 amino acids)
Biological process (GO): protein phosphorylation
Cellular component (GO): nucleus; mediator complex
Molecular function (GO): cyclin-dependent protein serine/threonine kinase activity; ATP binding; RNA polymerase II CTD heptapeptide repeat kinase activity
Source: RefSeq, a predicted model, not a curated record
GAUGAAUCAUCCCUCGACAAAUCCCCCGUCGUCGGGCGGCCCGCCCUCAGCGUCUGCCUCCGCCCGAGCCGCCCUGCGCAAUAGCGUCGUGGCAGCCUUCAACGGUCCGUCUCUCCUGCAACCCUUUUCCGAAUCUCGCUUUGCUCGCCUGCCCGCCGUUCCUCUUGCCACCACCGUCGCUACUUGUCGCAAUGUCCGCCUGUUUUGCGUCCUUGCUUCCUGUCUUCCCGUUCAUCUGCUGAUCAUGGCUGGCUCCUUCGCCUGAUCAUUCCUCCGCGUGCGCUGCCUCCCGAGGUCGCAGCCCUCAACAGUCACUCUUCGUCUGCAUUUGGCGCUGCACCGCUUUUGUCUUCUUCUUCACCGUCGUCUUUUCCGCCUUUUUGCUUUUUUGCUUUUUAUUGAUACAUAAUACUAAAUCCGCAGAUCCGCAGAUCCGGCGGAUUCCUCGCAGGCCAUGUUCACCGGCUACAGCACCAAGAAGCGGGUCAAUGAGCGCUAUAAGAUUGUAGGCUUCAUUAGCAGUGGCACCUACGGACGCGUGUACAAGGCCGAAGGCAAGAAUGGCCGCGUGGGAGAGUUUGCUAUCAAGAAGUUCAAGCCGGACAAGGAGGGCGAAUUGCAGUAUUCGGGCAUCUCACAGUCCGCUAUACGAGAGAUGGCCCUCUGCACCGAGCUCUCGCAUCCCAAUGUCGUGCACACGGUGGAGAUCAUCCUCGAGGACAAGUGCAUCUUCAUCGUAUUUGAGUAUGCGGAACACGACCUGCUUCAGAUCAUCCACCACCACAACCAGCCCCAGCGACAAGCCAUACCUGCGCGGACGAUCAAAUCGAUUUUGUACCAGCUUCUGCAGGGCCUCGUCUACCUGCACAGAAACUGGGUCAUGCACCGAGAUCUCAAGCCGGCCAACAUUAUGGUCACCAGCGCUGGAAAGGUGAAGAUUGGCGAUCUAGGCCUAGCCCGACUCUUCUACAAGCCCCUGCAGUCGUUGUUCUCCGGAGACAAGGUCGUCGUUACCAUCUGGUAUCGAGCGCCCGAGCUGCUGCUUGGCAGCCGUCAUUACACGCCCGCGGUCGAUUUGUGGGCUGUGGGGUGCAUCUUUGCCGAGCUGCUUUCGCUUCGGCCCAUCUUCAAGGGAGAAGAAGCAAAGAUGGACAGCAAGAAGACAGUACCUUUCCAGCGGAACCAGAUGCAAAAGAUUGUGGAGAUCAUGGGAAUGCCAAGCAAAGAUCGUUGGCCGCUUCUGUCCGCGAUGCCAGAAUAUCCACAAUUGACGCAGCUGGCGGCGGGGAAUGCGCGGUUGCAUCGGCCUCAAGGAUUGGAAGUCUGGUACCAGAAUUGCCUGAAGAACAACCAAUAUCCUUCUGGCUCAGGACUGGAUACUCCCGGACCGGAAGGUUUCUCAUUGCUCCAGCAGCUUCUGGAAUACGAUCCACAAAAGCGCCUAACGGCCGAGAACGCGCUUCAGCAUCCCUACUUCGCCGUUCACGGGAAGCCGUCGGAUAAUUGCUUCGAGGAUUCCAAGAUAAAAUACCCGCACCGGAGGGUAAGUCAGGAGGACAACGACAUACGAACAUCGAGCUUGCCGGGCACUAAGAGGAGCGGGCUUCCCGAUGAUUCGCUCAUUGGCAGGCCAGCGAAGAGGCUGAAGGAAGGGUAGAAUCCUCAAACCCAGCGGGCUCAUAUGCCCUUGGAGACUCUCGACGACCAUGUCAAGCAGAUCCUGAGGUCGUACGGGGUGGCGUCGUCUCCCCCGCCUCUGCUGCCUCCCGAUCACGGUGGCGAAUGAUUCCCGUUUCCUGGUCGGAUAUUCUAAGAUGUCCAGUCAACUCAUAGCGCGAGUGGCUGCGUCCCGU